GGUGGUGGCGGUGACGAGGCUGUCGGUUUGUGUUUUGCCACCGAAUCAGCUCAGCCUUUCUCUCUCUCUCUCUCUCUCUCUCUUCUAAUACGGACGUUUUACAAGACGAAGUGUAAGGCAGCCAGUCAGUCGGUCGACGGUUUUACAACGGCACUGGCAUCUAUCAACCCCCAGUAGUAGUAGUAGCAAAGCUAAGGUCUUUACAGUUUAAUACGAACCGAGAACAGAAUACGAAGCGAAGAGGAAAACACAAAAACACUUGAAAAGGAUUUUCCUAAUUUGAAAAAUACUCCUACGACCUAUAAUUAGCUGCAGCUCUUUUAUGUUUUAUAUAUAAAGAAAAAGAGCAAUAACUCUAAAAGAUUAUUCGAAAUUGAGACAGUAUAUUAGUAGGCGUACCUUUAGAUAAGCUUAUAAAUUGGAUAAAUAUCAAAGAAACUCUUAAAGACCGUUAUUGUUACUUCUUGCCGUCCAAAAUCAAAACAAAUCGGAACUGGUUGUUUUGUCUUUUCCCCACUUAUUCAGUCUCCCUUUUUGAUACAACCAUAAAUCGAAAGUAUUUGUAUUCGUAUCAUGACCAAAAAUAUAUUCUACUACAAAAAUCAAACUUAACUGAAUCUAAUUUAGAUGUGUGUGUAUCUGAGAGCCAGUAUAUAAUUUGUAGCAAAUAUAUAUAUGCUAUAUACAUAAUCAUGUAAACUUAGCAUGUGUCAUAGACUUUUUAUAAUCAUUGUGUUAAGCACUCUAUAAAGAUAGAAUUUUAUAUUAAACGUGAUAUACAUAUCAUUUCACUUGUCCAUUCCAUUAAGCCGAAGUGUCAGGGAUGGGCUCGAAUGAGUUAAAAUGCGGUGUAAAGUAGUAUUACCUGUAAUUUCCGCAUCCUUUGUGUGAUGGCUCUAGCAGUCUCUUAGAAAUGGAGAGGAUUUCGUUUAUAGUUUAAUAAGCUUCGAGUAUUAUUAGAAAUAGUAUUCAUAAAUUCCUUAUUUGGCUACAUUCCGGUCAUUCGUUUCUAAUAGAUAUUAAAUUUACAUAUAAUCAUUUCAUAAACACAUACGUUUUAGAAUAUCAGUUCGAACGCCGAUUUGAUCUCGAAUCUGUGAAAUCGGAAGUAGUUUGUUCAUUUGUAAGUUUGUAUAUAUAUAUAUAUAAAAGUAAAAAAUAUAUAUAUUCCACAAAUGCAAAAUGAAUAAAUAAUAAUACCCUUUUUUUUCUUCUUUUUGCCAUGCUAACAAAGAUUGUAAAAGACAAUCAAAAGUAAACGAUAAUUAAAAGGUAAUUGCCGGUUUUAGUUUUUCAAGUUAAUAUAUUUUCCUAAAUUCACGAACAUGACUGGGCCAAUAUCAUAUACAGCCAUGAGUGAAAAUGGCGGUAUUUCUCCGCCUGAGAAAAAUGGCAAGUUACCGACUUGCCAUACAAGACUUCCUCCUGAUAACAUGGACGAUAAUAUUAAUGUAAAAUGUGGAUGGGGCUCUAUACGGCCUUCGUUAUGUCAAAGAUUUGGACAUCCCAAAUGGAUUUUGUUUCUACUAAGCCUUGCAGGGGCAGCUCAGGGUAUGGUGGUGAAUGGUUUUGUAAAUGUGGUCAUUUCAAAUAUAGAACGGCGCUACGACUUGUCGAGUACAGAAUCGGGAACAAUUGCAAGCUGCUACGACAUAGCAUCGGUUGUGUGUCUUAUACCAAUUAGCUACUUUGGAGGACUUGGUCGGAAACCUCGUUAUCUAGGUAUCGGCGUUUUUGUCAUGGGUAUCGGAUCAUUUAUGUUCAGUUUGCCACACUUCCUCAGCGGCAACUAUAAAUAUGUUACCACACAGAAUGUAUGUACAGAGACUUCGUUAUCGAACGGUACUAGUGUUCUUCACUGUAUUAUGGGCGAAUCAGUGAAGACCUUAUCGAACUACAAAUACUUGUUCUUUUUGGGUCAGUUACUACACGGGGCCGGUGCUUCUCCUCUUUAUACACUCGGAGUAACUUACCUGGAUGAGAACUUAUCAGUUCGGACGGCACCUGUCUACAUAGGUAUCUUCUAUACGAUGUCCAUCAUUGGGCCAGCAUUUGGAUACCUCUUAGGUGGAAAAUUCUUGGAUUAUUAUGUGGAUAUCGGCCGUGUUGAUACUUCUUCCAUUAGCAUGAAGUCGGGUAACGCCAAAUUUGUCGGUGCUUGGUGGAUUGGAUUUCUUCUCAGUGGUCUCUAUGCCAUUCUUAUAUCUUUGCCGAUCUGUGGUUUCCCACGAGAAUUACCAGGUGCUACUAAAUAUCGGACAGAACGGGAAGCUGAGGUUUAUCAUCAGAAGAACAACGAAGAAUGGUCACCAAACAAUGCUUCCACUGAUUCUCCAAAUUUGAAGAUGGGUUGGAAGGCCAUUUUGAGCUCGUUAAAAAUACUUACUUCAAAUCCGACCUUCAUGUUUUUAAAUUUAUCAGCUGCCUGUGAAAGUAUUAUACUCAGUGGGUUUGCUACAUUCGCUCCUAAAUUUAUAGAGUCCCAGUUCAGUCUGUCAGCAUCAGUAUCUGCUGUAUAUGUCGGUUACGCUCUAGUUCCAGCAGGAGGUGGUGGGACAUUUCUUGGCGGUGUCUUAGUCCGAAUGUUAAAACUUAAAGUACGAGGAAUUAUACGGAUGUGUUUGGGUCUUUCUACAGUUUUACUUGUAUUAAUGUUAAUAUUUCUACUACGGUGCCAGAAUAAUAGUUUUGUUGGUAUAAAUGUACCCUACUCUGUCAACAGAAGCUCUUCACCGUUUGUUAUUGGCAACUUAAAGGCAGACUGCAAUUCAGACUGUCAUUGUUCAAAUGAAGAUUAUGAUCCCAUAUGCAGUAAUGAUGGUUCUAUAUAUUUUUCACCUUGUUAUGCCGGUUGUAAAACUAUCAUUGAUGGCUACACAAAGAAAUACGCCAACUGCAGUUGUAUUCAGUCAAACAACUCGAAGUUUGAUUAUGCUGCCGUUUCCGGCAAAUGUCCAAACCAGUGCAAUCAUUUGUCAUUGUUCAUGCCAUUCUUCGCCAUGAUCAUGUUAAUAACAUUUACCAUUAGUAUGCCAGCACUAACAGCAACACUACGAUGUGUUCCACAGAAGCAACGAUCCUUUGGUCUAGGAAUACAAUGGAUCUUGGCCCGGUGUUUUGGAUCCAUACCUGGUCCGAUCAUGUUUGGUAAAAUGAUAGAUCUGACCUGCCAGUUUUGGCAACAGACUUGCCAAGAGAACGGUUCCUGUUACGUCUACGACAACGAACGGAUGGGUCUCUAUCUAAUGGCUCUCACCCUGGUCGUCAAGGCACUUUCUUGUUUGUUUUUCUUUCUAGCGCUGCUCAUGUACAAAGCUGCACCAGCAUCGAACCCUGUAAAUUUAGCCAGUGACAGUACAUCAUCAGCUCUUUCAACAUUCAGCCAGAGGCCCCCAUCUAAAGUUAAACACGCGAACAGUAUGCAGACAUGCUUAGAUGACGACAAUAGUCAGUGCGAAAGGACUCUGAUGGAAGAUGUUCCUAGUCCGACUAAGUCUUUUACGUCCUGAAAUCUUACCUAAUAAUUA
Messenger RNA from Octopus sinensis (East Asian common octopus), 3527 nucleotides. Its product is annotated as solute carrier organic anion transporter family member 4A1-like. Lineage: Eukaryota; Metazoa; Mollusca; Cephalopoda; Octopoda; Octopodidae. The record is from RefSeq and is a predicted model, not a curated record. Gene Ontology annotation, cellular component: membrane. Gene Ontology annotation, biological process: transmembrane transport; sodium-independent organic anion transport. Bases 1326 to 3509 code for a protein of 727 amino acids. Gene Ontology annotation, molecular function: protein binding. The transcript has 11 exons.